AAACUUUCUCAUCCUUUACUUUGCAUGGACGGUAACAGUGAACAUAUAUAUAACAUUACCAACAAAAGAGAAUUGCUUUAUUCUACCAAAGAAGGUCAUGCUUUUCUGCUAAUCUUGGUUCGUAGAUACCUUUAUCUUGUCUUCUAAUAUGAUGAUUUCUUGAGAAAAUUUAAUAUUUACAGAAAAAAUAAAAAAAAAAACCAGACGGAGAAUAUGUCUCAAGACCGACGUAGGGCAAGGGUCCAUGGCACCUAUGGUUUGGCCCCAGGGAGGCAUUACAAGCUUUACUGGUGCUACCAGUGUCAUCAACCUGUCAGGAUUGCCUCAACAAAUCCUUCGGAGAUCGUAUGCCCUCGAUGUUUCGGGCAGUUUGUUUGCGAGAUGGAAAUCAGCAGGCCUAGAAUGGUUGUUGAUUUCACCGCUUUCGGUCCUUCCCAUGAAGCUCGUCUGUUCGAAGCACUCUCUCUUAUCAUGGAUCCUCCAAUUCGGAUAUUCAAUCAUGGUCGUUUUGUUAAUCAAGAGCCUUUAGGCUGGCCUUUGCUUGGGCGCCGAAAUUUAGGUUGGCCUUUGCUUGGGCGCCGAAACAAUUUACUGGAUGCUGAAUCCGUAAACAACCCCCCUGAGCAUCUUCGAAGGCGUAGGAGCCGUAGUUAUGAUGGAAAUGAAAACCGAGAACAAGAACCUGAAGCUGUACAUCGUCCUAGGACUUGGAUUGUCACUAGGCAUGUUGGUCCUCCAAGUCCAGGCACAGCUGAAUCAAGUUUGCAACGUGCAAACCCUGCACACCCUAGUCUUGAUCCGAGAAACUUUUUCGGACCAGGAGUGGACAAUUUGAUUGAUCAGAUAACACAAAAUGAUCGUCGUGGAGUACCUCGAGCUCCGGAGUCAACAAUCGAUGCGAUUCCAGCUGUGAAGAUCACCGAAAUACAUCUGAGGAACAAUUCGGAAUGUCUGGUUUGUAAGGAGGAAUUCGUUGUCGGGGGUGAAGCAAAGGAGCUGCCUUGUAAACAUAUAUACCACAACGACUGCAUUGUUCCUUGGUUAAGGCUUCACAAUUCUUGCCCUGUUUGUCGCCAAGAGUUGUCAGUUAGCAGUGAUGAGGAAUCUAGAAAUGGUAAUUCCUCCGAACCCGAGGCUUCUCCCGGAGAUCGGGGACAUCGCAGGCAUCAGAGUUCUGGUAAUGAAAAUUGAUUUUCAGUAAUUACAUUCUACGCUUUCUAUGUGACAAUGUGAUUUAUCUAUUGUAUUUUAUAUUUGAACCGUUGAUAAUGAAAU
Messenger RNA from Hibiscus syriacus, 1275 nucleotides. RefSeq names its product probable E3 ubiquitin-protein ligase RHC1A. Gene Ontology annotation, molecular function: ubiquitin protein ligase activity. Bases 214 to 1191 code for a protein of 325 amino acids. Gene Ontology annotation, biological process: protein ubiquitination. The record is from RefSeq and is a predicted model, not a curated record. The transcript has a single exon. Lineage: Eukaryota; Viridiplantae; Streptophyta; Magnoliopsida; Malvales; Malvaceae. Gene Ontology annotation, cellular component: cytoplasm.